This is a messenger RNA of Salvia hispanica, 1548 nucleotides long. Its product is annotated as premnaspirodiene oxygenase-like. Lineage: Eukaryota; Viridiplantae; Streptophyta; Magnoliopsida; Lamiales; Lamiaceae. Gene Ontology annotation, molecular function: iron ion binding; monooxygenase activity; oxidoreductase activity, acting on paired donors, with incorporation or reduction of molecular oxygen. The record is from RefSeq and is a predicted model, not a curated record.
GAAUAAAUGGAAGAAAUCCAGAAAUAGCAGACCAAUCAAACUGCCACCUGGCCCGAGAAAACUUCCUAUAAUCGGAAAUCUGCACCAAAUCAGCAAUCCUCCCUUCCGCUGCUUCAGAGCUCUAUCCAACCAGUACGGCCCCUUAAUGCACCUCAAGCUCGGCGAGUCCACCGUCGUCGUCGUCUCGUCGCCUGAUUUGGCGAAGCAAAUGCUUAAAGAUCUCGACCCCAGCUUCGCGGACAAGCCGCGGACCGUGGUGGCCGAGAUCAUGCUGUACCGGUCCAGCGACAUCGGCUUCAGCCCCUACGGCGACUACUGGCGCCAGAUGCGGAAGCUCUGCAUCAACGAACUUCUCAGCCCGAAAAUGGUGCGACUCUUCCAAUCCAUCCGGACUGACCAGGCCGCUCGGUUGAUCACUUCCUUGCGGGAAUCUUCUGGAAACUCCGUGAAUUUUACGGAGAAGAUCUUCAACCACUCCAGCUCCAUCACUUGCCGGGCCGCGUAUGGCAGCGUCUGCGAGGAUAAUGAGACGCUGAUCAAGCUGAUGGCUGACACGAUUCGGAUGAGCGGAGGCUUUGAGAUUACGGAUCUGUUCCCCUCGUCCGGAAUCGUCGGCUCGCUGAGCUGGACCAAGCGGCGGCUCUGGAUGAUGAGGCGCAAGCUCGAUGUGAUUCUGGAUGAUGUGAUCGAGCGGCAUAAGAGAAAUCGGGUGGAGAGUGAAGGCGGGGGAGGCCGGAGAUUGGGGAAUUCGGAGUUUGGGAGUGAGGAUUUGGUUGAUGUAUUUCUUAGGGUUCAGGAGGAAGGCCAGCUGGAGUUUCCCAUCGACAACGACAACAUCAAGGCUGUCUUGUUUGAUAUGUUCGCAGCUGGAACCGAAACUUCAGCAUCAACUAUUGAUUGGACAAUGGUAGAACUACUGAGACACCCUGAAGUGAUGGCCAAGGCACAAGCUGAGCUAAGACAAGCCUUGAAAGGAAACACUGUUGAACAAAACGACGUCGUUUCUAAUCUGAAGUAUCUAAAACUAGUGAUCAAAGAGACACUGAGGCUGCACCCUCCGCUUCCAAUGCUGCCUAGAGCAUGCAAAAAGGAAUGUACGAUCAACGGAUACACCAUACCUGCCGGAGAAAAAGUGAUGAUAAAUCAUUGGGCGAUGCAGAGGGACCCGAGCUAUUGGAAAGAUCCAGAGAUGUUUAAACCCGAGAGAUUUGAAGAUCAACCUUUGGAUUAUGUAGGUGGUGAUUGUCAUUUUCUGCCGUUUGGAGCUGGAAAAAGAAUGUGCCCCGGGAUGAUGUUUGGUUUGGCUGCUGUGGAGUCAACUUUAAUACAAUUGCUCUACAACUUCAAUUGGAAACUUCCAGAAUGUGUCAGGGCUGAGGAUCUAGACAUGACUGAAAAUAAUGGGAUAACGGCGGCAAGGAAACACAAUUUAUUUGUGGUCGCCACUCCGUAUAAUUAAUGUAACACAUCCUAUUAUUGAGAAUAACUAUUAGAUCCAUAAUGUCUUGUUUAAGUAAAAUAAACAAGUAUAGUUAUGUAACACUUGCU